This is a messenger RNA of Zootoca vivipara (common lizard), 1589 nucleotides long. Lineage: Eukaryota; Metazoa; Chordata; Lepidosauria; Squamata; Lacertidae. The record is from RefSeq and is a predicted model, not a curated record.
CCAGCCCCUGGGCCUUAGUUUGCCUAUCCAUGGACUAAAUGGCCCUUCCAAUUCUACAGUUCUAUGAUCUGGCUGUUUAAUUUAUCGUUUUACUUCUUCCAGAGAGCUCAAGGUGGUGGACAUGGUCCUCUUCCUCACAGCAACUUUGCAAAAUAGGUGGUGGGACUGGAUUUGUUGGCAGAGCCUUAACCCAAUUGCUGAGGAGCCGAGGCAUGAUGUCACCCUGAUUUCCCGCCAUCCCGGAAAAGGACGGAUUACCUGGGAUGAAGUUUCCCGCUUGGGGCUCCCUCCUUGUGAAGGUGUGGUCAACCUAGCUGGAGAAAAUGUCCUUAACCCCCUCCGGAGGUGGAAUGAGUCCUUCCGCCAGGAAGUGGUUGCCAGUCGGAUAGAGACCACAAAUACUUUGGCGAAAGCCAUUGCAGGAGCUGAGCGCCCACCUUCUGCCUGGAUCCUUGUCACCGGCGUAGGGUACUACAGACCCAGCCACACCACUGAAUACACAGAAGAGAGUCCUGGUGGAGACUUUGAUUUCUUUUCUCGCCUGGUGACCCGCUGGGAGGCAGCAGCUAAAAUCCCCGGUGACGCCACACGCCAGGUGGUAGUGAGAUCUGGUGUGGUGCUGGGCAGAGAGGGCGGGGCUGUUGCCCAGAUGUUGUGGCCCUUUCGCCUCGGCCUAGGAGGCCCCAUCGCUUCUGGCCUCCAGCCUUUCCCCUGGAUCCAUGUGGCUGAUUUGGCAGGCAUCCUGGCCCAUGCGCUGGAGCGGGAGGGCGUCCGGGGGAUCCUGAAUGGCGUCGCACCAUCCGCCGUUACCACCACCAAUGGGGACUUUGCCCGGGCUAUGGGGUCAACGCUCCAGCGGCCUGCCUUUUUGCCUCUGCCAGGCUUUGCUGUGUCAGCCAUCUUUGGCCCCAAGCGGAGUGUCAUGCUGCUUGAAGGACAGCGCGUGGUACCCAAACAGACUCUGGAGAGCAACUACCGCUUUGCGUUCCCUGAUCUUCCCUCUGCCCUCCAGAAUAUUUUAACCUGACCCAGGAAAAAGUGUGCCUAGUAGUAGUAAUUCCUUGGUAGAUAAAAUCUGCUGGUUUCCUCCCACCUCGCUGCUUUAUUAAGUUUCAGUUCUGUUCGUUUUUGCUGAGGACACACACAGGAAAAAAAGAAGCACGUGGGCCUCUUAAAUAUUUAUUGUUGCAGACGCUUUUGUUAAGUCGUUAAGGGUCCCCCCAGAUUUGUGCAGUGUAAAUAGCCGUUCAAAGUCUUUUAAGUGCCUGUCUCCUUUGGCAAGAGGGGGUUCAAAUGACAGAAGGCACAGCCACUUACUCAGGGGUGUGUGUGUGUGUGAACUCACACGAACAUAAAAUUUGGUUUCUUUUGUAAGAAUAAAAACUGCUGAUAGUUGAAAUAGCAUUGUGGAAAGAGGAUUUGUUCGCACUGUUGUUUGUUCUUGGGUGGAAAGUCUGUCACACUUUCUGCCCAAUGUUGAGUCAGACGGUUGGUCCAUCUAGUUCUGUUUACACUGACUGGAAACAGCCCCUCCAGGAUUUCAGAAAUAGUGUGUUUCCUAACCUUACCUGGAGUGGCCAGGUAUUGAA